AUGGAUUAUGGACCAAAACGAUACGUCAACGACUCGCCAUGGAGAUUGUCUCAUGCUCUGCAACUACAACGCCAGGACAGUCUCCACCAGACCUCGGCGCAGGUCCCCGGAGGGCAAGCUGGAAUUCCGGGUAUUCGUUCUCGUAAGGUUCAAUCGGAGCCCUCGUGCCGAGGCCUGGUCUCCACCUGCGCCGAUCUUCACGCGCUUCUCGAAGCUGCAGGGCGCAUCAGCUACGACGUGAUCGCCUUGCAGGAGACAAAGUCCAGGAAGGCGGACUUGAGGCAGCUGAGUGAUGGCACACUCAUCAUUAAUGGUGAAAAGGUUCCAUCACGGAAGGCUGGAGGCGUUAGAUUUGUUGCACACCGAUCUGUUGUGCAUCUUUCGAUUCGCAUGAGAUCCUAUCACCUCGCCUGGUUAUCCUUUGACUCCGUCUGCAUCAGAAAAUCAUCACUAUCAUCAACUGCUAUUCUCCAACAUCAGCAGCUGAUGAUUUGGAACUCGAUGCUUUUUAUAGGAUUUGGAGGAAGUCAUCCGCAAAGAAAACUCCUUCUGUAA
Strongylus vulgaris is the source of this 555-nucleotide messenger RNA. NCBI's taxonomy places the organism in Eukaryota, Metazoa, Nematoda, Chromadorea, Rhabditida, Strongylidae. The record is from the annotation of a GenBank genome assembly.